Hydatigera taeniaeformis is the source of this 1437-nucleotide messenger RNA. The record is from the annotation of a GenBank genome assembly. Lineage: Eukaryota; Metazoa; Platyhelminthes; Cestoda; Cyclophyllidea; Taeniidae.
CCAGAGAAGAAACGCUUUGAUGAAGACAUGUCUCCAGUGUCUCCUCGUGAGUCUCCUACUCCAUCAUCGUUGGAUCGAUCACCUCCCGCUCGACACAAUCGGCACCGCCAUCGUCAUCAUCUCAGUCGCAAAUAUGACCGUCACAGGGAGCGCGAAGUGGCCAGUUUUGGCAGGUCUGGGAGGGAGCGGGAAGAAAAGCACCAUUCGGAGCGUAAACGACGUCGUCUGACAUAUGAUGUUGUGGCGACAGAGGGUGCAGCAGUAGAUAGUGUAGGCGUGGGAGAGGCUAGUGAACGUUUACUACGCCGUGAUUGUGAUUACAAGUCGGAGGAGACGGUUAAGAAUGAGUUAGUGGCUUUGGAAGACGAAGAGGAACGUCAAGGAAAGGAGCAAUGUCGGAGGGAUCAUCGAAGGCGGUCGUUGGAAAAAGAGGAUGAAGAGACGAUAGUGAAGGAGAAAAGGUCUUCAAGUCGAAAGUAUUUCGAGGAGCAAGAAACUCGUUGCCGUUCAAAUAGAAGCCAAGAAGAGGGAUUCAAGCGAUGUCGAAGUGAGUCUCAGCACUCCCAAUCACGGGCUACUCUAUCAAACAAUGAGAAUAGAUCGUCACCAUCUGCCAAGCAGCAUUUAAGUUCCUUUGUGAGCACUCUUCUGGAACCACUCCUCAAGGAGGUAACUUCAGACACAGAGUUAGAGGAGGUACUCCCAGUAGGUAUUCUGUCCGGAGAAAUGGCCAAACGGUCGAUGCUUUUGCUGAGCGAUCAACCGAACAAGAAGGUCACAUCUCAGCUGCAGCAGUCACAAUCACAAAACCAGAUUCACAAGGCACAGGGGGAGCAGCUCAAAUGCGAGCAACCUCCUGACCAUGCAACGAUGACCACAGCUACUUUACGAACAGCUGCCAACAAUCAAGCACAAAAGUCCAUUGAAGAAGGGGAUAGUCGCUUCGAUAAAUUCCUUUCCAACCUCUCGGAACGUCUGCAGGAGAAGGAGCAAGAGUCGGAGAGUUGGGGCGAGAAGGAAAUUGAUUUCUCGGAUAUUCUGACAGAGGACAGUAGUGCGCUUCGCAUAGCUGUGUGUUCUGCUACACUCAAACCGAAGCAGUUGUUGGAGUCGAGUCUUUCUACGCCAUGGCAAAGAAUCACGGAUAAAGGUCCAGAUGAGGUUGAGGAAGCAAUAGACACGAUUAGAACAGAAACAGAUAUCUCAGAAGACAAGGAGGAUCUUAUCAAUCUAGCAACACUGUUGUCGUCGAGCAUCAGUCGGCGUUUCCUCAGCGAUCAAUUGGUUGGAGAAUUGGGGAAACGAGGUGUUUCUCUCGCGUCAGUAUCGACGAAUGGGGCCUUUGCCGGUCCGAAGGCGUCCCGAUCGGGGAUGGUUUCAACAAUCUUUGAGGAGGUCUCCUGGCGUCAGAGGCUACUGGGAGUCAUUUUCACCUGA